AUGUCAGCGGUGCCUGACGAAAAGCUGGUCCGAAGCCCCAGUGGAUUACGCAUGGUCCGGAGAACGGGGCCUUUAGCAGUCCGUUUUCGCCUGGACGAGCCCCAGUGGGUUCCGGAUAAAGAGUGCCAUAGAUGCAUGCAGUGUGACACAAAGUUUGACUUCAUCACCAGAAAGCACCACUGUCGGCGUUGUGGCCGGUGUUUCUGUGAUAAGUGUUGCUGUAAGAAGGUGGCCUUGCCUCGCAUGUGUUUUGUGGAUCCAGUCAGGCAGUGUGGGGAGUGCAGCCUCAUCUCUCAAAAGGAAGUGGAGUUCUACGACAAACAGCUCAAGGUGCUCACUGCUGGCAGCACAUUCGUGGUUAUUGUAGGCUCCUCUGAGAAACCCGAGACCAUGAUGUGCCGUCUGUCCAACAACCACAGGUAUCUGUUCCUGGAUGGAGACAGUCACUUUGAGGUGGAGUUGUCCCGGAUCUCCACCAUGCAGGUGCUGACGGAGGGCUCAAGCCCCGGAGGGAAAGAUAUUCACUCUUACACCACCCUGCUGGACAGUCAGUAUAUGUCUGAAGGGGGCGUGUUACGUGCCGCCGGGAUGCUGCUGCAGCACCAGCCGCCAGGCUCCCAGGAAGUCCUGCAGGUCCGCCUGGAUGCCGACGAUGACAAGAGGACCGCCUCCACCUGGCUCUCUGCCAUGCAUAAGGCUGCCAAACUGCUGUAUGAGUCCAGGGACCAGUGAGGGCGGUUCCCCCGAGCCACACGGGGUCGCUGGAGGUGUAGAGAGACGUAUUUUAUGUUAUUGAGUCUCACAUCUACUCUGAGAAGGUUCCAUACUUUCUAUUGGACGUUUCUGCUUUCCUCUUACUGUCUGGAUGGUUUGGAUUGGUCACCUGACCUGUUUGUUCCCCCCAGUAAGGAGAACCAAUGUUAAUCAUUGAGCCUAGUGCAAUAUAAAUAUAUAGACAUGUGCACAAAGUGUAGUAUCACAUAUGGAUUUUUUCUAAAAUAAUAAAAAAGUCAUAUAAUCCUAUUUUAACACAAAAGCUAUGUAUGUACUUUAUACUGAUGAUAUCCUCACAAUACUUUUUGUAACCCUUUGUAAAUGUUUUCUGCCAUUACACUACACCAGACACUCUGUGCUUUUCACAUGUGCGUUUGGAGUUUUGUGUGUGCACAUAACCCUUUCUCUUCAGCACACCAUCGUGGUGCGCUGGCCUCCCAUUCUUCCAUGCAGGUUUAUAAGGUUUAAUAGUAAUGAAGUUUAAACACUAAAGUUCAGCUUUCUGAAGUCCACACAUAUAAACUAAUCUUCCAGGACUAAACUAAAGAGCAAGUAAAGAAUCCCCGUUCAAACGGAUUUAAUCCAAAACUAACGUUAUGUUGUUAACCCUAAGAGAGAAGCAACAUUAAAAAAAAAUCUCUAAUAGAUUGUGUCAUAAAAUGUCAGACAAACUUGGAGAGUUUAUUCCACUGACCACGUUAACUGAGUCUGGGAACUCUACAGUUCUGCUGAGCAACUUUGUUUUGCGUCAUUUCAGUUUCAUACACAAGGCUUCCUUCCUGAAUCCAUGCUCAUUGUUCCAGGGAAAGACAUCCCAGGUAAUUCCACCGGCACCUCUUUUCCAAGCCAAUAUUUGUCCUCCAGUGAUUUUGUAAUUGCUUACAAAUCUGCAUGUUUCUUUUUCUUGGUUUUGUUUGUUUGUUUUUUUGUUUGUUUGUUUGGACAGUAUCUGCUAAUGCUGAUUAAAUCAGUUCUUUGUAACCUGUAUAAUUGUCUCAAUUUUUUUACAUAUAUAUAUUUUUUACUUUCUCUAUGAACGUUCUCAGGUUAUACACAACAAAGUAGCACUUGGUGCUUCAUAUUCAAAUAAAACGGUGUGUGAUUAUCAA
Messenger RNA from Electrophorus electricus (electric eel), 1883 nucleotides. It is a transcript of the gene zfyve21, whose product is annotated as zinc finger, FYVE domain containing 21. Gene Ontology annotation, molecular function: metal ion binding. The record is from RefSeq and is a predicted model, not a curated record. Lineage: Eukaryota; Metazoa; Chordata; Actinopteri; Gymnotiformes; Gymnotidae.